This is a messenger RNA of Drosophila serrata, 1078 nucleotides long. It is a transcript of the gene Gtpx, whose product is annotated as phospholipid hydroperoxide glutathione peroxidase Gtpx. NCBI's taxonomy places the organism in Eukaryota, Metazoa, Arthropoda, Insecta, Diptera, Drosophilidae. Gene Ontology annotation, molecular function: peroxidase activity. Gene Ontology annotation, biological process: response to oxidative stress. The record is from RefSeq and is a predicted model, not a curated record.
AACAAUAGGAACAACAAGUGUUUUGCCGAGAUAAAGCAUAUCAGCCGCGGAGUCAUAUUUUGCGAACAGCUGCCAGGCGAGAGAUUAAAGGAAAAGGAAAAUCAAUCAGUUUCGGAUUGUUGUACUUUGCUCCCAAUUCGUGCAUACAUAUCUUGCCCAUCAGCGUGAGCUUGCAAGAAUCUGUCAUUCUAUUUGUAUCCGUGCAUAUUUUCCUAUAGCAGGCAUCAGCAGCCGUGGUGAAAUCGGGGAUAUAUAGUAGAAUAUGGCCGGCCGAUCCAUCGCGCACUUUCUGUUCGGCUCCCUGGCCAUUGCCUUGGGCUCGUACGUCUACCUCACCAUGCAAAUCGAUAUGUCUGCAAACGGAGAUUACAAGAACGCCGCCUCGAUCUACGAGUUUACCGUGAAGGACACUCAUGGCAACGAUGUCUCCCUGGACAAGUACAAGGGCAAGGUGCUGCUGGUGGUGAACAUUGCCUCCAAAUGUGGCCUGACCAAGAACAACUACCAGAAGCUUACGGAUCUGAAGGAGAAGUACGGUGAAUCCGGUUUGGUCAUCCUGAACUUCCCCUGCAAUCAGUUUGGAUCGCAGAUGCCGGAAGCCGAUGGCGAGGCCAUGGUGUGCCAUUUGCGUGACUCCAAGGCCGACAUCGGUGAAGUUUUCGCCAAGGUCGAUGUGAAUGGCGAUAAUGCCGCCCCGUUGUACAAGUACCUAAAGGCUAAGCAGACCGGUACUCUGGGCAGUGGGAUCAAGUGGAACUUCACCAAGUUCCUGGUGAACAAGGAGGGUAUUCCCAUUAACCGCUAUGCCCCAACCACCGAUCCCAUGGACAUAGCCAAGGAUAUUGAGAAGCUGCUGUAGACUAUCUACCGCCGUUAGCUGGUUAAGCUGUCUUAUUAUGCCUGAGACUGUGUUUAUCGCGUAGCUUGUAGCUUGUAACCAAUGUCAGUUCACCAGUAGUACUGUUGUGGACUGGCCACAUGCACCGCAUGUUAUAUUGUAUACUAUUGUCUACUCUAUUUACUGGUUUUUGACUCCCCCACAAAACAUAAAAUAAUAAACGCCUUUUUAUCCCACACA